AUGGAGACGACAACCGAAUUCGCCGACACCACUGAUCAUUCCAUCUACGGCCUCGUCGUUUUUCUCGUCAUUUUGAUAUUUUUCGCAUCAUUAACCACUGGAUUAAUUCUAUGUUUGCUCAAAAUCUGGUGCACGUUUCAUCAGCAGCGUCGAAAUUCCAACGUCGAUCAGCGAGCGCGCCGCUCGAUUGUUCGCGGCUCGCCAAACUUUGACACCGACAGCGAUGAUGAGUCUGAAAACCAGAAUACAUUAAGAACUCGCCGAUUCUCUACCCGACUGAUGAGCUACGUGAGCAGAACCCUAGAGAAGCGUGAGAGUAGAAAAAGCAUACCAAAAAUGGAAAUGGAGCAGCCGCAAGUACACGGAAACGGCAUUCGAAAGCCGCCGGAAAUCAACAUAGAUCCAUCUUCUGGAGCUAUGGAAGAAAUGCUAGCCGGACUCCAAUGUCAGCCAAAGCCUCGAAUUAUUGAUGAAAACGACCCAACCGCAGUAAUUGAUGUUUAA
This is a messenger RNA of Caenorhabditis bovis, 504 nucleotides long. The record is from the annotation of a GenBank genome assembly. Lineage: Eukaryota; Metazoa; Nematoda; Chromadorea; Rhabditida; Rhabditidae.